GACGAUAUCUGGGCGUGUGUGAGUCGGUCUCUGAGCGAAAUCUAGACCGUACUCACGCUCUUGUCAAGUGUUAGUAAUAAUGCUGGACCCAGAUCAAUGAGACUUUAUUGUAACAAGUGAAAUGCAAAAAUGUGAUCUGUGCCUGUUGCUCCGCUGGGUAGGAGAGCAACUGUUGCCACCGCGCAGAUGACAGACUUCAUGACUGCGCUCCCGGUGGUCCUCGUCCAGCCCACAUGGCCCGGAGACCAGCGAGCGAAAGGCAUCCAGUACCAGUCGACCUGUAACCUGUGCAGAGAGAGCCACAAUACUCAGGUCUGGCUUUGUUUCUUAGUUCUGAGCUUCUUGAGUACAUCUACGUGUGCUGCUUCUGUGCAUGGUACAGCAGAUGUUCAGACUUGCUUGGAGAGGCUGAAACACACCAUUGAGAAAUCUGACGCUAUGCUGUAUGCUCCGUCAACCAAUGAAGUUAAAGAGAACUGUAAAAUUAUGUCACUCAGAUGUUACAUGUUGGAGUUGAUAAUGGUCAUCAAUGAAGAAGAAAUUGUGGAUCAUAAAGCAAAUUGCAUCUUUGAUUUCAAUGAAACACUGCCUUCUGACGCUAACUAUGAUGGCUGUCCACCAUGUGAAGCAUUCUCACUUAAAAAUAUUACAAUAUUCCUGGACAGACUAAGUAACCUUUUGAAAGAAAUGACUACGGUGGAAAACUCAUAACAUGUAAUAUGAUGUAAAUACUGUAAGCUACAAAUUUCUAUUUGUACAUAUUUGUAAAGAAUUGACAGGAUGACAGUACUACUAAUUGUCUGUGGUUGACUGUGCGGAUUACACAAUCUACCUUUAAGUUGUACAGUUUUGAAAGAUGUAUACAGUAGCAGCAUGUAUUGUACACUAUAUACAGAAUGUAUAUUAUUAAACUCACUGCUAAACACUAAUGAAUAUAAUACCUAAUAUACAGUAAAUGCCUAAUGAACUCCAGUAUCUUGAAAACAGUUGCUCACUCCAGUAAAAAAAUAUCCCAACUGUA
Molecule: messenger RNA, 1021 nt
Organism: Siniperca chuatsi (mandarin fish)
Lineage: Eukaryota; Metazoa; Chordata; Actinopteri; Centrarchiformes; Sinipercidae
Product: interleukin-15-like
Exons: 6
Coding region: 187-711 (174 amino acids)
Biological process (GO): positive regulation of cytokine production; positive regulation of tyrosine phosphorylation of STAT protein; neutrophil activation
Cellular component (GO): extracellular region
Molecular function (GO): cytokine receptor binding; cytokine activity
Source: RefSeq, a predicted model, not a curated record